AUGGCCUCGAGACCAGCCCUCGCAGCUCUCGGCUGCUUGCAGUGCCGCAAUCAAGUUUUGAGAGCCAUUGCCUCGACCAAUCCGGCCACCUUUCUCCGGGCCCCUGUCGCCGCGACCACCUCCGCUGCUCUGCGGCCUCGCAAUAACCUACACAGAGCCUUCUCGACUCUGCCCCCCGACACCAACCCCCAAACGACAGACGAACCAACUACUCAGACACCGGAGCAACCCGUGUCCAAAGAAGCCGAGCAGCCCGCGGAACAGGUUGCAGAACCGCCCGCAGAAGAAACAGCGAGCGAGAAGGAAGAGACGCCAUGGUUCUUACAAGUCGACCCCCCCACCCACGCGCCUACCCAGCAAGUCUCGCCGUUGCCCGAGCUGCCAGACUCUCCGCCGCCGAUACUCGAGCCGUUGCUGAAGUACGUCUACGAGGAAAUGGGUCUCGACGAUCUCUCGCUCCUUGACUUGCGCGCACUCGACCCGCCCCCUGCCUUGGGGCCGAACCUCCUCAUGCUCUUCGCUACGGCGCGAAGUGAACGUCAUCUGCACGUCUCGUCGUCGCGCCUGGUCAAGUGGCUUCGCCACCACCACCGGAUCGAAGCCAACGCCGAUGGACUCAUCGGCCCCGGCGAGCUUAAGACGAAGCUGCGGAGAAUGCGGAGGAAAGCGAAGCUCCUGGGCACCGGCGCCACGUCUGCCACGGGCGGCGAUGACGGCAUUUCCACCGGAUGGAUCUGCGUCAAUCUCGGAACCAGCGGGUCGGCCUACAGCGAAUCUGCCCGCUUCGAUGCACAAGGAAACAUGUCGGGUUUCGGUGGGCCCGUCAACGGCUCGACCGUUGUCGUCCAGGUCAUGACCGAGUCCCGCCGGAACGAGCUGGACCUCGAGCGUUUAUGGAGCCAGCAGCUCAUCCGGAGCCAGGCUCAGGAGCGCAAGGUCGCAGAGGAGACUUCUGAGUACCACAACCGCUUUGGCAAGUUACCUACCACGGCCGACGUCCGCGCCCGCAAACCCAACUACACCAAACGGACCCAGGCGAGAAGCUUUUCUACCCUACCCCCCCGGCCGACGGAAGCCGCUGAACAGACCCCCGCCGAGGCGGCCGGUGCAGGUAUUACUCCUUCAGCAGACUCGAACUCCGUCGCAGACCCGCUGAACAAAACUCGCCAGCACGUUAACAAGAUCCGAUGGGACGGGGCACAGGUCAGCCUCCCAGAGUGCUUGGAUCUUCUGAGGGCCAUCUUCCACAGCCCGGCGGCGUCGGAUGCUCACGCCCAGAGCCAGGCCGAUAUCGCCACGGAAGUCAUCACGACGAUGCACGAGCGCGGCAUGCCCAUCAUGGACCACGAGAUGCUUGUCACCAUGAUCGAGGCGAUAGCAGCCUCUGGCGCGCAGGCCGAGAAGAUUCGCAGCAUUCAGUCGAAUCUGGAGAUGGUGAUGCUCCAGGGGACGCAGUCCUCCCCUACCGAGGCUCAGCUCGUUCGUCUCCUCAAAGCGUAUGCGACCCAGGGCAACUGGGAGCAGUUUUGGGAGACGUGGAGCGUCCCCGCCCGCUACAGCCAGCGUCGAGGGCCGAUGAUGUACAGAGAAGUGUUUGCGCUUUCCUCGCAGACCCGCAACAAGGCCAGGUGCAUCGAGACCCUGAGGAAGUGCGUACAGGAGAUGAGGCUGGAGCAGCCACCGGUGCUGCCCGACAACACUGUCUGGCCUAACCUGAAGGCAUGCAUCUGGACUGCCGACCCCGACGCGGAACACAUCAGCGAGCACAUGGUGUCCCGGGGCGGCCAGUCCACCGAGAGCCACAAGGCGGCCAACACGGAGUUUGUUAGGAUGCUGAAAGAGCUCGAAGCCAUCCGCCGGAGUAUCUGA
This is a messenger RNA of Colletotrichum higginsianum IMI 349063, 1869 nucleotides long. RefSeq names its product ATPase synthesis protein mitochondrial. The transcript has a single exon. Gene Ontology annotation, cellular component: mitochondrion. Lineage: Eukaryota; Fungi; Ascomycota; Sordariomycetes; Glomerellales; Glomerellaceae. The coding region runs from base 1 to 1869 and encodes 622 amino acids. The record is from RefSeq and is a predicted model, not a curated record. Gene Ontology annotation, biological process: mitochondrial proton-transporting ATP synthase complex assembly; mitochondrial gene expression; mRNA stabilization.